Messenger RNA from Schizosaccharomyces osmophilus, 5463 nucleotides. It is a transcript of the gene nup189, whose product is annotated as nucleoporin Nup98 and Nup96. The transcript has a single exon. Gene Ontology annotation, cellular component: nuclear pore; nuclear pore cytoplasmic filaments. Gene Ontology annotation, molecular function: structural constituent of nuclear pore. The coding region runs from base 1 to 5463 and encodes 1820 amino acids. The record is from RefSeq and is a predicted model, not a curated record. Lineage: Eukaryota; Fungi; Ascomycota; Schizosaccharomycetes; Schizosaccharomycetales; Schizosaccharomycetaceae. Gene Ontology annotation, biological process: protein import into nucleus; post-transcriptional tethering of RNA polymerase II gene DNA at nuclear periphery; RNA export from nucleus.
AUGUUUGGGCAAAAUAAUUCUUCCGGUUUCGGCGGAGGAACUGGGGGUUUUGGGCAAAAUAACCAGCAAACUGGAGGUUUGUUUGGGUCCAAUACUAAUACUACAGGGAAUAGUUUAUUUGGUUCCCAAAACAAUAAUGCAGGUGGCUUUGGACAGAACACCGCACAACCUCUUUUCGGAUCAAGUACCGGAGGUGGCUUAUUUGGUAAUCGCAACCCUCCACCAGCGACUGCACCUGCUCCUGCCCCUGCACCUGCUCCUGGUUCAGCAGGUACGGGAUUUGGAAUGAAUUCGGGAACCGGAAGUGGUUUAUUCGGUCAGUCUAGCGCUCCUGCUUUUGGUGGUACAAACACAUCAAGUGGUGGUGGCCUUUUUGGUAAUGCAGGCGGUGCUGCUGCUCCUUCUGCGGGAAGUGCGUUUUCAUUUGGCUCCAACAAUCCAGGAACUACUGGUGGAUUUGGUAGUACACCAGCAAACACUGGCUCUACCGGUGGCUUCUUUGGGUCACAAAACAAUUCCUCUGGGAGCACAGGAUUUGGUGCUCAGCCUCCUAGUGGUGGUGGUAUGUUUGGCUCAGCAUCGACUGGUCAAGCUCCUGCUUUCGGUUCUUCGGGAUUUGGAGCAGGAAGCACGAAUACGAUCAAUGGUACGGAUAAUCCUCCUUACGCGGUAACAUCUGAGAAGGACGCACAAACUAAUGGUACAAGUGCUUUCCAGUCCAUAACGUGUAUGCCGGCGUAUAGGCAGUAUUCUUUUGAAGAGUUACGCUUACAAGAUUAUAAUCAAGGUCGUCGAUUUGGAAAUCCUGCGAAUGUAACUUCCACUCCAUCAACCUUCGGGUCUACUCCUGGGUUUGGUACUUCCACUACAGGUUUCGGCCAGACAGCCACUCCUACUUCAAAUUCAAUCACUCCCUUUGGAUCUUCUAAUACGAAUACUAAUACUGGUGGAGGUCUUUUUGGUGGCGGUCCUGCAUUUGGUGCUAACAAUCCGAGUACUACUUCAGGAUUCGGUGCGAAUACUACGAACACCGGAGGUGGCGGAUUGUUUGGUCAAUCAAAUCAAGCAUCAACUACUCCUUCGACUGGGUUAUUUGGCGGUGCCGGCAGCGGAUCGACUUUUGGCCAACAAAAACCAGCUUUUGGUUUUGGCUCCAAUACAAAUACCGGUAGUGGUAGUGGCGGGCUAUUUGGCUCUUCGACCUCCAACCCCGCUACCAAUACCGCUGGUACAGGCGCAGGUACAGGUACGGGAGGCGGAUUAUUCGGUAACGCCGGAGGGGGUUUUGGAGCAAGUACCGCAGGCACGGGAUUCGGUAGCUCUGCUCCAAAUAACCCACCCGCAUCCAAUCCACCUGGAGGUGGUUUGUUCGGAUUUGGUAACAAUGCUACUUCCGGAACAAAUACUAGCGCUCCUGGUAGCUCAGGCCUUGGCUCCGGCAGCGGCUUUUCCUUUGGUGCUAAUAAUGCUGCUUCUAAGCCAUCAGGCUUUGGAUUCGGUUCAAGCACGGGUACGGGUACUGGUACUGGCACUAGUGCUCCGGCGACAUCUGGUUUUUCUUUUGGUCAGCCGUCUAGUACAGCUCCUAAGCCGGCAUUUGGGACCGGUUCUACUGCACCCUCUGCUAAACCUGCUGGUGGCGGUUUAUUUGGUGGAUUUGGUGCUAACAGUACCCCUUCUACAGCUACCAAUAAUGCAGCUGGUAACACAGGCUCUACGGGAGGUUUAUUUGGUAAUACAGGCUCUACCGCCGGAGGUCUGUUUGGUAGCACCAAUACUAACACCGGUGGUUCCGGUCUUUUUGGAAAUAAUACAGCUUUAAAUAACCCUCCCAACACAGGAGGCGGUUUAUUAGGAUCUGGUACGAAUACUUCUACUACACCAGGUGCUGGCCUGUUUAAUAAGCCAUCAACAGGACCUGGUUUAUUUGGUUCUAACAAUACUUUGCAACAACCCUCUACUACAGGUUCUUCCGGGUUGUUUGGCUCCUCAAACAUGAAUAAUCAAGCUCAACCAUCUACCUUGGGCUCUGGAUUAUUUGGGGGUGCUUCUCAGAGUGGACAGCAACAGCAACAACCUCUUCAAGCCAGCAUUGAUCAGAAUCCAUAUGGCAGUAAUCCAUUGUUUUCUAGUACAGUAUCUCAGACCGCACCAACUUCGAUACAGGAGCCUAUUGCUUCGCCUUUGACAACCCAACCUGCCCCAAAGAAAGCAGCAUCAUUGCCUCAAUUCUGGCUAUCCCCUAGAUCGAGUAGUCGUUCCACUGUUGCUUCCAUCUCUCCUUUUGCGAAAUCUGCGGUAAUGAAUUCAGCAACCGCUCCAAGCAAGCCAAAAUCUUUACAUUUGUUUGAUUCACUAAAUGAUGACGUCCUAUUAAGCAAAGACGCUUUCACUCCUAGGCAGAACAUUAAGAAAUUGGUCAUAACUCCAAAGGUGUCACGAGAUGAAAUGUUUCGAAAUGAAAAUAUAUCUAAGCCUUCUGAAGAAGUAUCAAAGACAAAUGAUGCUAUGAAGCAGGAGACAACGAAGGUUGAAAGUGAUCGAACUUAUACUUUACCUGAUGGCUACUGGAUGAAACCAGGAGUUGAGGAAUUGGUUAAAUACCCUAAGGACAAAUUAACUACGGUACCCCAAUUUUGUGUUGGGCGUUCGGGUUAUGGUCAAGUUUCCUUUUUAAAACCUGUCGAUUUGACUAAGUUUGAAAAGUUUGAAGAUAUCCCUGUCAAUGUUGUCCUUUUCGAGAAAAAAAUAUGCUCUGUUUAUCCUGAGGAAGGGUCUAGUCCUCCCGUUGGAGAAGGUUUAAAUGUCCCUGCCAUUAUUACUCUUGAAAAUGCGUGGCCUCUAUCUCGAGAAACAAGGGAACCUAUCAAAGAUGUUGAUCAUCCUAGAUAUGCUCAGCAUAUGAAGCGACUUCAGAAAAUUAAGGAAACAGAGUUUAUUGAUUUUAAUGAUGGUAAAUGGACCUUCAAAGUUCAACACUUUUCUAAAUACGGACUGUUCGAUGAAGAUUCUGAAAAUGAUGAAGAUUUAGAGGAUGAGCCCGCCAACAACGAAGUUUCAUUGAACCGUGAUUUAGGUAAUUCAGAAAUGUAUGAGAAGUCGAGUCAUCAAGGCUCGCAAUGUAACAAGACACAACUUACUCACAAUACUCCAGGCUCUUUUCCUCCCAAUAAUCAACUAAACACUUUCCGUAAAUUCAAUGAUCAGAAUGAUAACUUUGAUGACAAUUCAUCAAAGAAAGCAAAAGUGCAAACAGAAGUACUUGGAGCUUCAUAUCCGGUAUCUUCAAAAGAUAAUAAGAUAGAGAAAGAAGAUGAAACGAAUGAUUUGUUAUCGAACAUGACGGAUAGCCCUAACGACUCAAAUGAAUUGAAGAAUGAAGAUAUUUUGGAGGAUGAGUCUGAUGAAGUACUUGACGCAAACGUGCAAAAUUCAAAGGAGGCAGUGAGUAAUCUGAUUAAUCCGAGUACGUGGCUGGAACAUCUGAACUUGGGGUUACAAAGAUCUGUAUUAAUAAAGUCUAAAAUGGCCAACACUUCUUCCUCGGUACAGGGCAAUAAGGAAGCAACUGGUAGCUUUGCUUAUGACCAGUAUGAUUUGGAAAAAGACCUGUUUGGAGGUAGUAUAAUUGCCAAAAAUGUUUCAACUGAUUUUACGGACACUGGUGCGAAAAAUAUUCCAAAGUUUCAUCUUUAUCCGAAUGGAUCUUACGUACAAAUAAAAAAUGGAAUUCUAAAAAUGGAUUCAGCGGAAAAUCUGUUCAGCCUUUCUAGCACAAGAAACGAAAAUUUGAUAAAGCUUUUUGAGUACCAGCUCUCUAAAAGCGAAGUAUAUGUUGAUGCUAAUGGUGUAUGUUCUAUAUCACCGCGUUUAUCAAUGGUGGUCGGAGAUUUAGUAGCAUUUACAAAAAGCGUUGAUCAAAUUAAAGUUUGGGAAUUAGCGUCAAUAUUAUUCGACAAGAAAGACUUUGAAGUUCCAGUGUCUUUGUCUCUUGAGGCUCGAGAAGUGCUUUCCGAAAAGCUUGUUCGCGAUUGUUUGUCUGAAUGGAUUACAAAAAUCGUAAAAGAAGAGAUAUUAGCAAAGGCUCAAAAGGCUACAUCCUCAGAAGAAAAAAUAUUUAUUUUAUUGACCGGCAAUCAAAUUAGCCUUGCGUGUGAAGAGGCUGUGAAUUCGGAAAAUAAUCGUUUAUCGACGUUGAUUCCUCUUGUCGAUAGCGAUUUUGAUAUCCAAGCCGAAGUUAAGCAACAGCUGAAUCAAUGGCGAGAACGAGGUGAUCUUGCUUAUAUCAACAAGUAUACCCGUCUUAUCUUUGAACUUCUCUCUGGUAACACCAACCUAGCUGAGGGUUGUGGAAGAUCUGGAGAAGAGGGUUACGUUUCUUCGAUGUUUGUCUCUCAGGAAUUAAGUUGGAUAUGUGCUUUUGGCUUGAAAUUAUGGUAUAACACUGAUAUCAAUAUUGCUGAAGCUAUGUCGCUGUACAUGGAGUCCUUGAAAAUGUACGAAAAAGAAUUACAAAGGCCCACGGUGUAUAGUGACUCAAAUGGAGAAAUUUACGAUCUAAUGUUUUUGUUACUGAAAGCGUAUGCUGUCGGAGCAACCCUAGAAGAAUUUACGCUCCCAGAAAGCGCAAAAUGCCAUCCACUAGACUAUCGGGUGGUUUGGCAAUUGGCGAUUUUUCUAUCAAAAGCUCGAGGUAUCUGUGAUUUUUCAGACAGAGAUGGCGGCAUGGAUGAGGUUGUAGGUGAAGAUGGUAUACACUUCAAACCUCAGAGCGUAAGAGCAGAUAUUUUAACACUUUCGCUUGCCUCUCAGCUCGAAAGUAUGGGUUAUUGGCAGUGGUCUUUAUUUGUGCUCCUGCACGCAGAAAAUGUUGAAAUACGUAUAUCCAGCAUUAAAAACUGCCUUGCGCGAAAUGUUAAAAUGGGUUUAACCGAUUAUGAUGAAAAAUUAGUUAGCGACUUACUCAUCCCAAAAAGCUGGAUACAUGAAGCGAAGGCAUUAAGUGCUCGUUAUAAUGGAGAACACGCGAAAGAAGUAACCUUCCUUCAAGAAGCAAAUUUAUUUGAAGAAGCUCAUACAUGCUUAAUUCGAAGCAUCGCUCCUCAAGCCAUUAUCAGCAAUAACUUUAAAGAAUUGAAGUGCUUGUUGGAAGGAUUCCGAGAACGAAUGGAAGGAGUUGUGGGUUGGAAUUUCGGCGGACAACUGUACUCUGACUAUCUUGACCUGGUAGACGGAAAGUAUGAAAAUAACGUCGAAAUGUUAAAAUUUAUUUUACAAAGAAUUACUGUUGCACUGAAAGAAGCUGAAUCACAGUCGAUUCAUCAAAAGGCCUCUUUGUAUAAGAUGACCCGUUAUGUUAACAAGCUUUGCCUAAGCCAGUCGUUAGACGAUGUUGCGUUUAGUUUGCCUCUUACGACCGCCAACAGUCUUCAGAAUUUGCAGUACGUUUCCGUUCAAUUUUAA